AUGGCAACCAAUCUGGUCGAAAAACUCCCAGAGUCCGUUUUGCUGAACAUAUUUCAUCACCUUGCUUCUAAAGAUCUAGGGCGCGUAGGAAUGGUGUGUAAAAAUUGGCACAGAAUUGCUUUGGACUAUUCGCUUUGGCAACAUGUGGAUUUACGUGGCUUAAGUCUUUGGAAAGAAAGCAUUAUAACAUUGAUCGAAAAGAUAUCUCCCUUUGUUUCUGUGAUGAACAUCAGUGGAUGCGGUCUUUCAGUUGCUUUUAUAACUACUUUGGCAGAGAAAUGUGUCAAGUUAAAAACCCUCAGGUAAAUCUCUUUGCUGCGUCUUUUGGUUUUCGUAGUAGGAGGGCUUCAAUAGGGUUAAGCGAUAGCCAUAAAACGCCUAAAACAUUUGGCCGUAAGGCGUAAAAAGAGACAAUUUUAAUCGAUAGAUGCAAAAAAGUUAAUCUAAAAAAAAUAAAGGUGACAAGAAUGGAAUGAUAUUAAACGUUAGCCGUAGUUUGGCCAAAAUUUUAUUCGUUAACCGUGAAAGCCAUCAUCCCAUUGAUACUCUUUAAUACCUCUAAUAUUUUUAUUCACACAAAAUUGACAUGGAAACUAUAGCCCGUUUGCAUGUUAAUACGAUGAGUUGUCACUAGCUGGUGAUAUUAUAAAGAUUGGUUCUUAAGAAUAACUGAUCAGUCCAAUAAGGGAAAGCAAAUCAGCCGAUCGACGACAAAAACCACAACAACGAUUUACUUUCUGCAUUUUCUUACUCUGUUACAUUAAAUAUUCAAUUAAAUUUCGCUAAAUUAAAACCUCAUAGAUAUCUAUAGGAAAUAGUAGAUGAACUAGAUAUAGAUAUCUUUAUAAGAUGCAAUUAAGAAAAGAUUUCGUUUCAGUUGGUUUUUUUUUCUCUUUCAGUCUUCAGGGGGCAUAUUUUACAGACUUGGUUUAUAACUUUCGCCUUUGCUGGAAUUCUUUUAAAACCCUUGAAAACCUGGACGUUCGCUUUCUUGAAGGCCUUUGCUCUAACGUUUUCAUAGAACACAUCCAUCUCUUUAGGAAUAUACAAAGUCUUGGAUUGGCAAAUAUUAAUUCAUCGGGAGAGCUGGAAAGAGUUUUUAUGUCGCUGCGCAAUCUGCGGAUAGUUCAUUUCCAGAAUUGCCCCUCCUUAAAAGAUUCUAAUAUAGACACCCUGGCAGGUUGUUGUCCCAAACUAGAAUCACUGUGUCUCACUGGAUGUAUUUACGUCAAGGGGUCCACUUUCCCGCGUCUAUUUGCCGAAUGCAGAAACCUUCAAACUUUACUAAUGAGUUGCACUAGAUUGCAAAAUAGCAACAUUAUGAAAACGGAUUGGAGUAAGGCCAGUCUCACCGAGCUUGACUUUUCAUACUGUUAUGGAAUUGGCGAGAGUGGGCUUAUGGAAAUGCUUCCCAAGUUGACAGAUCUGAGGUAUCUUCAGCUAUCUUUUUGUGGUUGGGGCAGAGCUUUCAGCGACAAUGUUAUAAGCGUCAUGUCACAAAUGAACUACCAACAACUCGAAAUCCUCGAUAUUCACAGCAGCUUCAACAUCACUGGCAAGACAUUGUGCAAGUUCGCCGAAAGGUGUCCUCGUUUAGCAAGUCUUUGUGUUGGAAGCGCAAUCACUUCCUGUGAAGAGCUUAGAUCGUUGCUGAAAAAUUUAAGGAACUUAAAACAUUUUUACAUCACAAAGCAAGCCACGAUCAAAACUGAAAAUGUGUUCACCAAUAUCAAAAAAUUUUGUCCGCGCAUUGAAACUCUGGCCUUGUAUAAUUUCUACGCCAUAAACAGGUAUCGCGUCGAAAAUGCUCUUGUUGAGCUCGUGGCAGCUUGCAAGUAUUUGAAGGUUCUUUGCAUUCGAGGAACUAACGUACCAUUGAGAACCGAAUUAGCACAACUCGCUGACAAAGUUAAGACUUGCACAAAACGAAACGAUAUUGAAAUAUCCCGAAGACCUUAUUUUUUGUUGUCUGGAGCUAAGCUCUGUUUAGAUAGUGCCCUCAAAAACUCAACUCAUUUGAAUUAA
Messenger RNA from Pocillopora meandrina, 2025 nucleotides. The record is from the annotation of a GenBank genome assembly. NCBI's taxonomy places the organism in Eukaryota, Metazoa, Cnidaria, Anthozoa, Scleractinia, Pocilloporidae.